This is a messenger RNA of Nanorana parkeri, 456 nucleotides long. It is a transcript of the gene FMC1, whose product is annotated as formation of mitochondrial complex V assembly factor 1 homolog. The record is from RefSeq and is a predicted model, not a curated record. Lineage: Eukaryota; Metazoa; Chordata; Amphibia; Anura; Dicroglossidae. The transcript has 2 exons. Gene Ontology annotation, cellular component: mitochondrion. The coding region runs from base 9 to 359 and encodes 116 amino acids.
AUGUUUGUAUGCAGAGGUCAAACAUGGCUGCUAUGAGAAGUCCUGUGCACAUAUUUCGUAGUCUUCUGCGGGAACUACGCCAUCUGCAUGGUCCAGAGCGCUAUAAAAACAGUGCUGCGUGCAAUUACAUUCGGGAGCAAUUCCGAAAAUACCAGGUAACUAGCGAGAAGCUCUGCCUGGCUCAGCAAGAACUUCAGUUUCAGGCCUCCACUUACUUUUGCCUUCUCCAAAGUGUUAGGAAUCAACUUAUCUUACAUGAGGAAUUCCAUGCUAAAGGAGAGCGUUCUACUGAAGAAGCGGCUGGUCUUGUGGGUCUCAAGCUACCACAGCAACCUGGAGGAAAGGGAUGGGAAACAUAAAACUGCUUAGAAAUAAUGUCAUGGUAAAUGUCAGAGACAGCAGUUUAAAACGUUCUUCUUUUUACUUAAUAAAUUAAAUGUUUAUGUAAAUAUUGAU